AUGGAGCCGUUCUUGGGCACCUGGAGGCUGGUGGACACCCAGAAUUUCGACAAUUAUAUGAGGGAACUGGGGGUGGACUUUGCAACCCGACAGGUGGGCAAUGUCACUAAACCCACCACAAUCAUCAGAUUAGACGGUGACAAUGUUAUUCUACAAACCAAGAGCACCUACAGAAACACAGAAGUUAUCUUCCAACUUGAUAAACCAUUCAAUGAACAUACCAUCGACAAUAGAAAUUGCAAGACAGUUGUGUCAUUGGAAGGUGAAAAAUUGGUUCAACUUCAGAAGUGGGAUGGGAAACAAACAAUACUUACCCGAGAAAUCAAGGAUGAGAAACUCAUAUUGACUCUUACCUUAAAUGAUGUGGUUUCUGUUCACACAUACGAGAGGGAAACUAUAUGA
Carcharodon carcharias (great white shark) is the source of this 402-nucleotide messenger RNA. Its product is annotated as fatty acid-binding protein, brain-like. The record is from RefSeq and is a predicted model, not a curated record. NCBI's taxonomy places the organism in Eukaryota, Metazoa, Chordata, Chondrichthyes, Lamniformes, Lamnidae. The transcript has 4 exons. Gene Ontology annotation, biological process: fatty acid transport. The coding region runs from base 1 to 402 and encodes 133 amino acids. Gene Ontology annotation, molecular function: fatty acid binding. Gene Ontology annotation, cellular component: cytosol; nucleus.